Messenger RNA from Anopheles aquasalis, 894 nucleotides. RefSeq names its product cytokine induced apoptosis inhibitor 1 (gene CIAPIN1). Gene Ontology annotation, molecular function: iron-sulfur cluster binding. The record is from RefSeq and is a predicted model, not a curated record. Gene Ontology annotation, cellular component: cytoplasm. NCBI's taxonomy places the organism in Eukaryota, Metazoa, Arthropoda, Insecta, Diptera, Culicidae. Gene Ontology annotation, biological process: iron-sulfur cluster assembly.
GAUGUUUUUUGCUGAGUGAUUUUGAAGAGGAACGAAGGGUUUUUUGAUACGGCAGUGAUUUCUCAACAGAAAAUGGAUUUCGUGCAACAAAACAACCAUGUUCUGUACCUCUGGAGCGGUGCGGUUAGUGCGGAAAUCGAAAAGGAAGUGAACGAUCUUAAAUCCAUUCCAAACGUGAAGGUGAACGUGGAAAAUGCGGAACGCCUGCACCUCGCCGAGUAUGGAAAUUCACAGUUCGACGUUAUCCUGGCAAACGUAGCAACGAGCGAUGCAAACCUGAUGGCCCAGCUGGUGAAGCUGCUGAAACCCAAGGGCAAGGGCAUCUUCAAGAGUGAUUCAGCACGUACCGAUCUGCUGCUCGCCGGGUUUAUCAAUGUCGUGCCAUCGGGGAACGUGUAUGUGGCCGAGAAACCGGGCUACGAGAUCGGAUCGGCGGCGAAGCUGUCGUUUGCUAGCAAAUCCAAGGUGGCAGCCGUCUGGAAGCUGGAUGCGGAUGAUGAAGAAGAAGAACGCAUCGACGAUGAAGAGUUGCUGGACGAACAGGACAAAGCAAAACCAACGCCGGAAUCACUGAGAGUUUGUGGUACAACGGGCAAAAGAAAGGCCUGCAAGGAUUGUUCCUGUGGGUUGGCAAAAGAGCUAGAUGCGGAGGCCAAAGGAAAAGCGAUCACCGAUCCGGCCCCUAAAUCAUCCUGUGGCAGUUGCUAUCUUGGCGAUGCAUUCCGAUGUGCUACAUGCCCCUACCUCGGCAUGCCUGCCUUCAAACCUGGAGAAAAGAUAGUGCUGAGCGAUACUCAGAUGCAGGCGGACAUUUGAGAUGAUGCUGGGAUGUGAUACGCAUUGGAAAGAUGGUUGAUAAGGUUGAUUAAACUAAAGAACAUGUUUCUAAACCUA